UGGACACUGAGCUGCUGCAGUCUACUCUCUGUCUGAAGCCCCUUUAUCUCCUAAACUACUAACACUAGUAGUUUGCUCUUGAGAUCGGACAGCCGGAAUCUGAAAGGUCUGUUUUUGUCACUGUUCUGCCUCUGAAAGCCACAGUGGAUACUGUGGACAUACUGGACACUGAGCUGCAGCAGACCACCUCUCUUUUCUGCACUGCCGGACAGUUUGCCACGCAGUAUCGAACUCGUAGUUCAGCUGCUAGCAGUUUGUUUUCUUUCAUCCUGUGCUUCUGGGGGAGGGAGGCAAAGACUUGAGACAGGAUGCUAACUGCUGGUUGACAAGCCGACUCGGGAAGGUCUUCCUUUCUGUUGUCAACUUUGUUGUCUCCUUCAGUGGGUUCCUCAAAUUGAGUGCUUAAUUUCCGUCCGAGUCGAGUCUAAGCUGCCCUACAGGGCCAUCAUCAUUGGGUCACCACCAUGCAGGUGUCGUUAGUGUGCUCGGACAACCACCGUGGCGGUGGCGUGACACGCACCACGGAGGAGCGUCUGAACCAACGGAAUUCCAACAGCCCCAGUUUGGGCACCAAGAACAAGUUCCGCGCUGUGGCCAUGGUGGCCCGCAGCCUGGGACAGCUGUCCAUCAACAUUCCCUCGUCCAGCGACCAGAGCAUACGCACUGGCAUGAAGUAUAGAAACCUGGGCAAGUCUGGAUUGAGGGUGUCUUGCCUGGGAUUAGGCACGUGGGUUACCUUCGGAGGACAGAUCACAGAUGAGAUGGCGGAAGAAAUAAUGACAUUGGCCUAUGAGAACGGGAUCAAUCUGUUUGACACAGCGGAGGUCUACGCUGCAGGGAAGGCAGAGGUCGUAUUGGGAAACAUCAUCAAGAAGAAAGGUUGGAGGCGCUCCACUUUGGUCAUCACCACCAAGAUAUUCUGGGGAGGAAAAGCAGAAACAGAAAGAGGGUUGUCCAGAAAACAUAUCAUCGAAGGACUAAGGGCAUCGCUAGACCGACUGCAGCUAGAGUAUGUGGAUGUCGUUUUCGCAAACAGACCAGACCCCAACACACCUAUGGAAGGAGACCCAUUUCACACCUCAAAGUCCAAGACAUUCAUCAUAGAAGAGACGGUGCGGGCAAUGACCCAUGUGAUCAACCAGGGUAUGGCCAUGUACUGGGGAACGUCGCGCUGGAGCUCCAUGGAGAUCAUGGAGGCGUACUCAGUGGCCAGGCAGUUCAACCUGAUACCCCCUAUAUGUGAGCAGGCUGAGUACCACAUGUUCCAGAGGGAGAAGGUGGAGGUGCAGCUUCCCGAGCUCUUCCACAAAAUAGGUGUGGGUGCCAUGACGUGGUCUCCGCUGGCGUGCGGGAUCAUCUCAGGGAAGUACGAUAGUGGGGUACCCCCGUACUCACGGGCCUCACUAAAGGGCUACCAGUGGAUGAAGGACAAGAUCCUGAGUGAGGAGGGGCGCCGUCAGCAGGCGAAGCUGAAAGAGCUGCAGGCCAUUGCCGAGCGACUGGGCUGCACCCUGCCCCAGCUCGCCAUCGCAUGGUGCCUGAGGAAUGAAGGGGUGAGCUCUGUGCUACUGGGGGCCUCCAGCACAGACCAACUGAUGGAGAAUCUAGCAGCAAUACAGGUUCUUCCAAAGUUGUCGUCCUCCAUCGUUCAUGAGAUGGAUAGUAUCCUAGGCAACAAGCCCUAUAGUAAAAAGGACUACAGAUCCUAGAGGCUGCCUGAGGAACAUUGUUGGGGGGCGGAGGUCAGCAUCUUCCUUCUUCCUCGUCUGCGACCAGCUUCAGUUGAACAAGACACCAGGCACCAUGGGAAAUAUAUAGCCAUUGAACCACUUGGGAAAGUCAAUCAGAGUAUCUAAAUAUAUAUAUCUUUCUCCCAACCCAAAGAUUUUAGAGUAGACUUGGAGACAUUUCCCAUCCGAGGAAUUGUAUUCACCAUUCACAGUCCUUCACAGUCCUUAAACUAUUUAUUCUAUAACAGAUUCUUGAUUGAAAAGGUUCCGAAUCCAGAAUACAUUUGAAAAGGUUUUUGUCUUGUAUAGGUCCCAUAAAAUAAAUUGAUCCAGCACUCCAUUAAAGACGCACUAUGCAAAAUCACAAAAAUUCAAAUAGUUCGCUUAAUUUCAAUAUAUAUGACAAAACAAGCAAGUAUAGUGCAGAGAAUCACUGUAACAUCUAAACCGCUGUGAAAUAUGUUCUCCAUAACCAACAAUAUUUUCAGCUGUUUGAAGCUAGUGUGCAAAACUGAAAGUAAGACACAAAACAAAACUUAAGAACAGGAGCACAUAGAACAGAUCUGCCGCUUCUUAGACUUGCUUUCAAUGAGAAUGACAUAUCUUUAACACACAUUUCUAUGUGAAUUUGGUCAGGUCGCCCAAAACCUUACAUAUUGCAACUUUAAAUAGCUAAUACUAAACAUUUGUUGAGAUUACCAACGCUGAUACUAUUCCAUGUGUAGAUAAUAGAAAUAUAAUGAUGAGUGGACAUGAUUCUGUAUCUGAUAUAAAGGGCAUGUGUCCCACUACUCUGAUGAUGAGUUGAAAAAGGACAUUGAACACUUAAAUAGUUAGUAUGGUUAAACCACACCCAUUCAACUAAGGCAACUUGGGCUGCCAUCUUUUCAAUUGGCAAAAAGUUGAGAUCUUGCCUGCACCCACUCUUUCUUUAGUAUACAGACUGAACCAUUAAGAUAUAUUUCUGAAUUUCACCUAGCUACAAGACUGUACAUCUGCCAGUCAGUGUGUUUUUUGUUGUUGUAAGCCUACCGAAUGGCUGUGUCUAUCCUAUUCAUUGUAUUUUUCCACUUAUAUACCUUUACACACACACUCUCUCUCUCUGCAUCAGUGUGAAGAGGGCAGCCCUCCCAGCCGUGUACAGUAAUGGCUUUUCAGAGAGCACUCAGUGAGAAAACCCCUUGCCUCAAAACUCUGUCACAUCCUAUUGUGACUGGAUCAGGUUAAGUGUUUUUAACUUUUUACUCUCUGUAUCGCAGAAGACAGAGUCCCGGGAUUGGUCAUGCAAUUUUCCCAGAGUGCUCGAUAAAACAGCUUCCUGUGUUAUGAAGUUAUGUAACACAAAACAGAACGAACUGGCACCACCAAAAACUACUUCUCACACAAAACAGAAUGAAAUGGCACCACCAAAAACUACUUCUCCUGAAAAUAUAUAUGUUUGAUUAAAGUGUAAUGUUCCAGUUUCAUAAAUGCUUUCUGUGAGCAGACAUAUUAGUGUGUGUGCAUGUCUGUGUGUGUGUGUGUCUGUGUGUGUGUGUGAGCUCACUUUACCUGGUCGUGGUCACUGCUGUAGUUGGACAAGAGACAUGUUCACUCAUCUAAAGCCAAAGAGAACACCCCAACACACAUAUUACUGUACUGUAUAAUACUCAAGGCAUCUAAGUGGUUUCUGCCAGUCAGAGUGACUGUGGUUAGUUUUGAUUUCAGUCUCAACGUCGCUUGAGAUUCAUUUAGGAAGGCUUUCAUGCAGCCUAGUCUCCUUUCCUCUGUCAUUGAAGAUGUGGGAACAUGAUAUUUGGGAAACACAGUUGCAAACAUAGUAUUUUCUGUGUUUGCAAUGUUGCAUUUACUGUCUAAUGAUGUUGUGUCCCUAUUCUAAAUAUUGUUCAAAAGCAUUUGUGACCUAGACACACCGGUUGUAUCUCAUUCUAAAUGAGAUAGAAAGAGAGAAAAAGAGAGAGGGACAUGUCUCAGUCAAAGUCAACGCUGCAAACCUCAGGAGUAUCUUUGUUGGGUCUUUGGCGCCACCUUCAGGUCAUAAAACAUCAAUGGCAGCAUUGAUGUUGAUAUUUCUUGUCUGAGAAAACACCCAUCCUGUCUACAAUUGUAAUUAAAACCUGAUCCAUGCUUCACCCUAAUAUUUUGAGCUAUAUAUUUUGAUUUGAUAACGUAAUUUCAAUUUGGCAAGAUAACUUGCCAUUAUAGCGACAUGCUCUAACUAUGGCAAUGGAUGGUCAAUGGUAUGAUACCAUUUAGUAACAAGACAGUGAAGUCUACAGUAAAUACAAUUUUGUAACACCUUACCCUCCAGUUUGCAUAAGUAUCUAUACCCAUUGGAGUUGUGACACUGAGAUAGUUGGCCCACAUCAACUCUGCUGUCCAACCAGUUACUGAAAUAAAUGACUGGGUCUGAAAUGACUGGAACUUGAGCAUUAGGUCUGAUGAUAGCUUAAGGUAGGCUGAUGGAUGUGCUUCCAGGAUAACUUAGCCCGUAGUUCAGCACAACAUAGGCCUGCAAGAUUUAUGGGGUGUCCAGAUUUGCAGGACACCAGACAAAAAAAAGUGACUGUUUAUAUAUUGCAUGGGCACCCACUAGUAACACUACUCUUUAGCUAAUGUUGAUACAAAUACAGCAUAUUGUCUGAGUGUAAACCUUCAGCUUUUUAAAAGUUGUCUACCUAUGUUUUACAUGUAACAUACCUAUGUUUCGUAUGCUUAAAUGAUGUAUCUAAGGAUUACAACUGGCCUCGCCUGUAAGGCUUUUGGGCUUUCACCAAAGCUCACGACUGAGCAGCAUAUAGGAAACAUCUUAUUUUAAAGACAGGUUAUAUACUGUAACCGCUCAAAUUGUACAGUUGCAUAUGUGUGUGAGUGGGUGCAUGUGUUCAUGAGUGCGAUCCUGUGUAUGGGUGUAUACCAGUAACCAACACUGCUCUCUUAUGUUUCGUACUGUGUGCUCUGAUGUUGACUUUGUGCAUUUCUCUGAGCUUGUGGUCACCAGGCCUGGUUCUACCUAGUCCCAGUGAGCUACCGCACAAGGUAUCUCUACAUCAGACUGUCACUUAGAAACAUUAAGUAAAGGAGUGUGUUGGGAGCUAGCCUGGGUGCCAGGAGAAAGAGAUGGGCACCCAAGCUAUGCGUGAGCCUCAUCCAAUGAAAAGUGAUUAUUUAGCCACGGAUCACUCUCUUUGGGUGUGUUUUAAAGUAAAUUUACAUUAUAUAACAUUUCUAUCCUUUCCAGAUUGAUGGAAUGCUGGUCAGACACAAGUAAAUGCAGCCCGAGCAUCUAGUUAAGGCACGCUAUAAAGACACACACUAUGUUGUAGAUAAGAGCAAACAUAAUCAACUAAGUAGAGUACGCUACUGUGCAUUUCAUGUAAAGGGACUAAUUCACAAGCUAUUUUAAUGGUCUUAUUUUUUACACACACAAAUACUGUGCAGCAUAGGAAUCUGUAAUAUAGUCAACUGCAAGCUAUUUGUACAUUUGCAAUGUCAAAAUACAUAAUGGAUUCACAGAUUCUUUCUGUACUGUAUAUAAUCUAAAUUCUGUAUAUACUGUAUGGCUGUUAGCUAUCACUUCCUGCCUAUGUUUUAUCUUCUGUUCAUUUUGCAAGCAUUGCUAACUGAAUUGUGAUUGAAGCAGACUUUAGGUGAAUUGUGUUUACAGCUUGAGAACGUAUAAAUAUAAAAAUAAAUGCUAUAAAUAAAAAAUAAACGUAUUGACUUCAUACAGAA
Molecule: messenger RNA, 5465 nt
Organism: Oncorhynchus gorbuscha (pink salmon)
Lineage: Eukaryota; Metazoa; Chordata; Actinopteri; Salmoniformes; Salmonidae
Product: voltage-gated potassium channel subunit beta-2-like
Exons: 15
Coding region: 465-1709 (414 amino acids)
Biological process (GO): regulation of action potential; transmembrane transport; regulation of potassium ion transmembrane transport
Cellular component (GO): membrane; juxtaparanode region of axon; voltage-gated potassium channel complex
Molecular function (GO): potassium channel regulator activity; voltage-gated potassium channel activity; transmembrane transporter binding
Source: RefSeq, a predicted model, not a curated record